Gopherus flavomarginatus (Mexican gopher tortoise) is the source of this 5673-nucleotide messenger RNA. It is a transcript of the gene PRLR, whose product is annotated as prolactin receptor. Gene Ontology annotation, biological process: cytokine-mediated signaling pathway. The record is from RefSeq and is a predicted model, not a curated record. Lineage: Eukaryota; Metazoa; Chordata; Testudines; Testudinidae. The coding region runs from base 948 to 3431 and encodes 827 amino acids. Gene Ontology annotation, molecular function: cytokine binding; cytokine receptor activity. The transcript has 17 exons. Gene Ontology annotation, cellular component: external side of plasma membrane; signaling receptor complex.
UAGGGAGGGAGAUAUGCACAGAUAUACUCUUACAAUGUACCUGAUUUAAAUGUCAGACCUGGACUAUUCAAACAAUGAAUGCAUUUUCUAGUUAAAUGGAUUAAAGGGCUCAGUUUUUUGUAAGUAACUUUUGUUUUUUAAAUGCUAUUAUGUUACCAUUAUGGACGAAACCAGAGAGAAGUGAAACGUGCAGGACCCUGUACAAUGGACUUUAUUUAGAACUUUGAUUUUUGAUGACAUGUGAGGAGUGCUGUCAGUCUUGCACCUUGCUAUCAAAACCAUCUCCCAGUGCAUCAGUGAGAGUCUUUUCAUUGACCUAAAUGUGGACUGGGUCAGGCCCUUCGUGACCUCUAAGUUAAUUCACACACACUGCUGAGAAAUAAGGGGAGGUAUCAUGAAGAUAACUGAGGCAUAGAAUCGUAAGCACCAUGAAAGGAAAUCCUGAGGAAGGGUCUAACUUGAGAAGAAGUGGCUGAGAUGGCCUCUUCAGCUUUGAAGUGUCACCCCCAGUGCAGUGCUGGAUUUGAUGGGCUGGAUUUUCAUAUCCUUGUUCAGGAAGUGUUCCCGAACUGACAUGGAUCAACCCAGACUUCAUUACCAGGCAAAAGAGGAGGGUGGGGACCCAGAGAGAUUAAAGAUUCCUGCCCUGUGCCAAAGCCUUAAAAGGGAGUGGAGCAGGAUAAGAAGGGUUGCCAGUAAUGAGAAAACCCCUGCUCACCCCCUAAGAUGUCUGCUGGAACUAACAAGGACUAUACCAGGGGAAAGGACUGGGCCCAGACUAAGAAAGAGUCUAUAGUCUGUGAAAGAAGCUUAUUGGAACAUCUAAGGAUAAUCAACUGAUCAGGUAUACGUGAACAGCGUUACCAAGAAGACUCCCUCACAUAAAUGAAUCGUACAGCUAUCCUCUAAUCCUACUUUUUCCGCCGGAGGAGGAGUAGGUAAAUAACAUGAAGCAAAACUUGGCAUCAUCAGUUAGAUUUAUUUUGCUGCUUUUUCUGAACGUAGAGUGUUUGAAUGAGCAAUCUCCUCCUGGAAAGCCUGAGGUUUUGAAGUGUCGUUCUCCAGAAAUGGAAACCUUUACUUGCUGGUGGAAGCCUGGCUCAGAUAGUGGACUUCCUACCAACUACACUCUGCUCUACAACAAGGAAGGAAAAGAACAAAUUUAUGAAUGUCCAGAUUACAGAACUGCAGGUCCCAAUACCUGUUACUUUGACAAAAAGCACACCCAUCUCUGGACAUCUUAUAACAUUUCUGUAAAGGCAACUAAUGAGGUGGGAAGUAACAUCUCUAACCCUCAUUAUGUGGACGUGACUUCCAUAGUUCAGCCAGAUCCUCCUGUAAACCUAUCUCUGCAAGUAAUACAAUCAGCUGGGAUAUUGUAUCUUUGGGCAAAGUGGUCUCCACCUCCAUUGGUUGAUGUCAGAUCUGGUUGGCUUAUACUUCAUUAUGAAUUACGACUAAAGUCUGAAGAAAGGGAAGAGUGGGAGACUAUUUUUGUUGGACAGCAAGCACAUUAUAAGGUGUUUAAAUUACAUCCUGGAUUGAAAUACAUUGUACAGGUUCACUGCAUGCUAGACCAUGGAAAAUGGAGUGAAUGGAGCUCAGAAAGUUACAUUCAGAUCCCCAAUGGGCAGCCCCCUGGAAGGCCUGAGCUACUGAGGUGUCGUUCUCCAGAAAAGGAAACUUUUACUUGCUGGUGGAAGCCCGGUUCAGAUGGAGGACUUCCUACCAACUACACUCUAUUCUACAGCAAGGAGGGAGACAAAUCGAUCUAUGAAUGUCCAGAUUACAGAACUGCAGGCCCCAAUUCCUGUUACUUUGAUAAAAAGCACACCUCACUUUGGGCAAUCUAUAAUAUCACCAUAAAGGCAACCAAUAAGAUGGGAAGUAACAUCUCUGAGCCUCAGUAUGUGGAUGUGACUUACAUAGUUCAGCCAGACCCUCCUGUGAACCUGUCUCUAGAAGUAAAAAAACAAGUAGAUGGAAAACCAUGUCUGUUGUUGAAAUGGUAUCCACCUCCACUGGCUGAUGUCAAAUCUGGGUGGCUUACUCUUGAAUAUAAGUUGCGACUAAAACCUGAAGAAGGGGACGAAUGGGAGACAAUUUUUGUUGGACAACAAACACAAUACAAGUUGUUUAGUUUAAAUCCAGGAAAGAAAUACAUUGCACAGGUACACUGCAAACCGGACCAUGGAGAAUGGAGUGAAUGGAGCUCAGAAAGUUAUAUUCAAAUCCCCAGUGACAUAGAGUUGAAGGAUGUGCUUGUCUGGAUCUUUGUGGCUGUAUUAUCAUCUGUUAUUUGCUUAAUCAUUAUCUGGAUGGUGGCUUUGAAAGGCUUUAGUAUGGUAGCCUGCAUCUUACCACCAGUCCCAGGGCCCAAGAUAAAGGGACUUGAUACACAUCUGCUAGAGACAGGGAAGUCUGACGAGUUUUUGAGCGCUCUGGGUUGCCAAGACUUCCCUCCAACAUCAGACUGUGAGGACCUACUGGUAGAAUUUCUGGAGGUAGAUGACAGUGAGGAUCAGCAACUGAUGCCAAGUCAUGAAAAAGGUCAUCCCAGUAAAAAUAAGAAGUCAACACACAAGGAAACAGACAGUGACUCAGGGAGAGGGAGCUGUGACAGCCCUUUCCUACUCUCUGAGAGGAGCAGGGAGCCCAGAAUCCCUCCAUCAGCAUUGCAAACACCAGAUAUCAGUGAAAUUUCAGAAAAUAAUGCCAGAAAAAACAGCUGCAAAAUUCAGAGCACAGACCUAAAAGGGAAAAUACCCUAUUUUAGCAUUGGUGGUACAAAUUUAUCUGCGUGGCCUGAAGCUCAGCUACCUAACAACCAGACUCCUAAAUGCUCCUACCACAACAUUACGGAUGUUUGUAAGAUAGCCCUUGGCACCAUGAAUGGGGCUGUUACAUCAGUUUUGGGGGGAAAUGAAGAAAAUCAACUGUCACAAUAUUCUAAACCCACUGAAACUGUCAGGGAGGAAAAGCUGGACAAGCAAGAAGUGGAGAGCUUGCAUUCCAAAGCUGACCAAGACAGAAUGCAAUUGCUGCCCACUGAGAAAUCACCUUUUUUGUCUGCUAAACUAAUGGAUUAUGUAGAAAUUCACAAAGUCAACCAAGACGGGACGUUAGCUGUAUUACCGAAACAGAAAGAAGAUAGUGGCAAAACUGAAAACUGUACUGUCCCUGGAACCAGCAAGGAAUAUGCAAAGGUCUCAAGAGUUGUGGACAACAGCAUUCUAGUAAUAAUACCAGUUUCAAGAGUUCAGACCACACCUAUGUUUCAAGAACCUCCAAAGGAAUCUGUUCAGAACCUUCAACAAAGUCAAACAGAGAAAAAUAUGAGCUAUUGUUUUACAACUCCAAGUGAGUGCAAAAAAGACACUGGUGGAUUAGAUUACCUGGAUCCAACUUCCUUUAUGCGCUCCUUUAAUUAACUGAAAGUUUGAUUAUCCUUCUUCAGGUAACACUACACAGUAAAUUAAAUGCUAUUAAAAUGGAAUGUUCUAGUAUGUGGAUUACAUAGAAUUACACUACUAAAGCUCAGUUGUAGCUCGCACCUUUCUAUGUUUUCUACUACCUGAUUGCAGAACAAAUUAUUUCAUUUUCUAAUUGUGAUUUAUAGAUUUACUUUUGUUAAUAGUUAUGUACAGUAAAACAAAAGUAUGUGACAUGGUUUCUUGGAAAACCCAUACAAACUGGGGUAUAAUUAAUAAAGAGAAAAAGGGGAUUUGUAGGUUGAUGUAAUAGAAUAAAUAAACCUCAGAUCAUUAAAAUAGUUUUCAAUUUAGGGAGAAAGGGCAAGGAAGUUGGAUGUUAUGUGCUAUGGAAAACUACAAUGUAAACAAAUUAUUGAACUUUGCAUUUCUUCUGUUAUUUGAUGAAAACUAGCCAAAUAUUGCAGGUUCAACAAAGAUACAAAAUUUGAGGAGAUUGGUCAGUACACCAUGAUUAAGGCUAAGAUUUUGUCAUGGAUAUUUUUAAUAAAAGUCACGGACAGGUCCUGGACAAUAAAGAAAAAUUCACAGAAGCCUGUGACCUGUCCAUGAUUUUUACUAAAAAUAUCCGUGACAAAAUGGGGAGCCGAGGAGUCCCGACACUACCCACAUGGCUGGGCAGCUCAGAGCUCCAGGGGCCCCCACUGCCUGCAGUGGAUCAGAGCUCCCAGGGGCCCCAAGCCAUUGCAGGGUAAAAGGACCCUGCAAUUCCCAGCCACUGUGGGCUGAAGUCAUAGAGGUCUCUGGAAGUCCAGGAUUCCAUGAUUUCCACAACCUCCGUGACAAAAUCAUAGUCUUACCCAUGGUUGUUCAUACAGUUCAGAGACCAUGUAUACUGCUGAUGAACUACUAUGGCAUACAGUGUAUUUUUUCUUAAUGAAUUCUAAACACUGGUAUAGGUUUUUCUAUUAUAUAUUUUUCUCGAUCCUAAAAAAAGAGUUAGUUUUUUGGAUGUUGACAAUUUCAUAUAUAAAAGAUAAUCUAUUAAAGUAAUUGUAGCAAAGUAGUAAAUCAUUCUCAACAUAUUUUCCUGCUUCCUUUCAGUAUGAUGAAUAAACUACAUCCCACCCAUCUCUUAGCCAAAUAGAACUGAACAGUGUUCACUUUUAUUGAAAGAGAAGAACACUAUUUGAUAGACUGCCUUAUUGUACAUAAUAUAAAAAUCUACUUUAGUAAAAGCCCAUGAGUUCAACAAUGUAUUUUUGAAGACUAUUUUUCUAAAGUAAAAUAUUUUCUAACUUCCCAGAACUAUUUACCUACCUGACAACUUCACUGAUUUUUUCUGCUGAUGCAGGAAGAGGUGAUGAGAAGUGAAGCUAUCAUUUCAAUAGUGAAACACCAAAAUAACUAAAGGAGACCUGUAGAAUAAUGAAGGAUAUGAAUUUAUAUUUCUAAUAGACUGUAGAUGUAAUACAAUGAAUUGAGAAUUAUGUAGUCCAUUUAUUUUAUCAACUAUUCCUGUAAAACUAAGUGGAAUGCUAGGUUUUGGGGGCUUUGUCCCUCCCUAAAUUGCAGUCUCCCUGAUGGCCUGUGGACUGUCACCCCUCUUAGGGUCAGAUAUACCCAGAUUGACAUUCUUGCUAUUGCUGCUGCUUUUGCUAUUGCUGCUCAUUUUCCAUCUUGGAAAAUAGUCUUUCCAGCAUGACUACAAAUGCCAUUUUAUGUUGUAGUUAACAGCUGCGUCCAUCCCAUAUAUGAGUUACAUUGCUCAGGGCUUGUCUACACUUACCAGAGGAUCGAUGCUGUGGCGAUCAAUGCAUACACAGUUGAUUUAGCAGGUCUUCUGGUGGUCGAUUUAGUGGGUUUAGUGAAGAUCCACUCAAUCGACUGCUGAUCACUCUUCCGUCGACUCCUGUACUCCACCGGUUCGAGGAAAAGUAAGGGGCUUGCUCUCCCAUCAACAUUGCAUAAUGUGGACUCUGCGGUAAGUAGAUCUAAACUACAUCAAUUUGAGUUACACUAUUCACAUAAUUCAAAUAGCGUAGCUUAGAUGACUUUUUCCUUUAGUGUAGACAAGGCCUCAGAGAUGCACGUCAUUGAGUAUCUGGGAUUCUGAAACUGCCUACUUGGUACUUCAUAGAUUUAGUUUUGAGUCCAUGUUUAAAAUGUAGCAAUGCUGUGAAUGCCAGUGUGAAUAAAUACUGUCCAUAAAAGGUAACUAAUAAAUUUUAUGGUAGCUAAA